Pelodiscus sinensis (Chinese soft-shelled turtle) is the source of this 3040-nucleotide messenger RNA. It is a transcript of the gene EYA4, whose product is annotated as EYA transcriptional coactivator and phosphatase 4. Gene Ontology annotation, biological process: cell differentiation; multicellular organism development; negative regulation of extrinsic apoptotic signaling pathway in absence of ligand. Lineage: Eukaryota; Metazoa; Chordata; Testudines; Trionychidae. The record is from RefSeq and is a predicted model, not a curated record. Gene Ontology annotation, cellular component: nucleus. Gene Ontology annotation, molecular function: protein tyrosine phosphatase activity.
AGAAGGGUGUGGAAAGCCAUUGGUCAGAGCCAGCCUUGUUUACUAUUCAGAUCUCUUCUUAGUUAACUUAAAUAACUAAACUGAGCUAGGCACAGUGACAGUUCAAGGGAGAACAAAGUGUCUUCAGUAGUUCCUGAAUCGAAGACAAUACUGCUGACUUACACAGAAUUUCCUGGUCCUGGAACUGGCUGCUCACCUUAUAUGCUCUACAGUGGAAAUUAUUGGUGCUAAACAUAACACAAGAAUAUUUUUCUGGAGAAUAAAUUUACACCAUUGAGAAUUUGUUUCAGUUCUUCCAAGGCAAAUGAGGUAAAGAAAACGUGCACAGAAUCAGAUGUUUCAGAGGUUCAGAAUUCCAGGUCUAUGGAAAUGCAGGAUCUAACAAGUCCUCAUAAUCUUGGAAGCAGUGAUAAUCCGGGUAGUUCCAAACUGGAUAAAUCUAAUCUCAGCAGCACAUCCAUCACCACAAAUGGAACAGGAGGAGACAACAUGACUGUUUUAAAUACUGCAGACUGGUUGCUGAGUUGCAGCACUCCCUCUUCUGCAACAAUGUCUCUUCUUGCAGUCAAAACAGAGCCUAUGAACAGCAGUGAAACCACCACCACUACCACAACUGGAGAUGGAUCGCUUGACACUUUUACUGGGUCAGUAAUAACAAGUAGUGGCUACAGUCCAAGAUCAGCCCAUCAGUACUCUCCGCAGAUCUAUCCCUCCAAGCCCUAUCCACACAUUCUUUCUACACCAGCAGCUCAAACAAUGUCUGCCUAUUCCGGACAGACCCAGUAUUCAGGAAUGCAACAGCCAGCAGUCUAUACAGCCUACUCACAGACUGGACAGCCUUACAGCUUACCUACUUACGAUUUGGGUGUAAUGUUGCCAGGCAUCAAGACGGAAAGCGGGCUUUCGCAAACGCAGUCACCACUGCAAAGUGGGUGCUUGAGUUAUAGUCCGGGUUUUUCCACACCACAGCCAGGCCAAACACCGUAUUCUUACCAAAUGCCAGGUUCUAGUUUUACACCCUCAUCUACUAUUUAUGCAAACAAUUCAGUUUCCAGUUCUACAAACUUCAGUAGUUCACAGCAGGAUUAUCCAUCCUACACAGCUUUUGGCCAAAACCAAUAUGCACAGUAUUAUUCAGCAUCAACAUAUGGAGCGUAUAUGACCUCAAACAACACAGCUGAUGGCACCUCUUCAUCAUCAUCAACCUACCAGCUACAGGAAUCUCUCCCUGGCCUGAAUAGUCAACCAGGUACAGAUCUUCAUCCAGGAGAGUUUGACACAGUACAGAGCCCCACAACACCGAUCAAAGAUCUUGAUGAGAGAACGUGUCGGAGUUCUGGGUCAAAGUCCCGGGGUAGAGGGCGGAAGAAUAAUCCAUCACCCCCUCCGGACAGUGACUUGGAGCGUGUAUUUGUUUGGGAUUUAGAUGAAACCAUCAUUGUUUUUCAUUCGCUGCUUACAGGAUCCUAUGCACAAAAAUAUGGCAAGGAUCCACCAAUGGCAGUGACACUGGGCCUGCGAAUGGAAGAAAUGAUUUUUAAUCUCGCUGAUACACAUUUAUUCUUUAAUGACUUGGAGGAAUGUGAUCAAGUUCAUAUAGAUGAUGUUUCUUCUGAUGAUAAUGGACAAGAUCUAAGUACCUACAGUUUUGCAACUGAUGGCUUCCAUGCAGCUGCAAGUAGUGCAAACCUUUGUCUGCCAACAGGUGUAAGAGGAGGGGUUGACUGGAUGAGGAAGCUGGCUUUCCGUUACAGAAGAGUAAAAGAAUUGUAUAAUACUUACAAGAACAACAUAGGAGGUCUCCUUGGCCCUGCUAAAAGGGAUGCAUGGCUGCAGUUAAGAGCAGAGAUUGAAGCUCUGACAGACUCCUGGUUGACAAAUGCACUUAAAUCAUUAUCAAUUAUUAGCACUAGGAGUAACUGUGUAAACGUUUUGGUAACAACCACCCAACUUAUCCCAGCACUUGCAAAAGUCCUGCUGUACAGUUUAGGAGGUGCUUUUCCUAUUGAAAAUAUUUACAGUGCAACCAAAAUAGGAAAAGAAAGUUGCUUUGAACGAAUAAUGCAAAGGUUUGGCAGAAAAGUAGUAUAUGUUGUAAUUGGGGAUGGUGUAGAAGAAGAACAGGCAGCAAAAAAGCACAACAUGCCUUUCUGGAGGAUAUCAAGUCAUUCGGACCUCUUGGCUCUACAUCAAGCACUGGAACUAGAGUAUUUGUAACUGUGUUCUAUAGUUGGCGAGCCUUUUUAUAUUUCAAGUACACUGAAUUUUUAUGUGUGAUUCGAUGCCUCUGGCUUAACACAUAUGAAUUGUCUUAAGAAGGGAAGAAAUAUUUGGAAUGAAAAUUCCAAAAUGAAGAAUUCAGAUUGCUGAAUCGAGUUAAAAAUGUUAGCGCUACAUAAGGAAGCUCUAUGGUCUUAUAUAUGCAACGUUUUAAAUGAAUAAAAACUAUGAAAGUUGCUGGUACACACCAAAUGAGCCCUAACGGGAGUGAAUAAAGAACUCACGCUGACAAAGCACGAACAUGCGUUUUCUGACCGACAAGGUGGUGGUCGACAACAUUCCUCAAUAUGGGAUAUACUCUCAGCACUGAGGUUUGAACCAGACUUUAGCCUACCUAACCCAGAAAAUCUGAAUUGGAAUGCACUCAGACUGUAUAAUGACAAUCUUGUCUAGACCUCUAAUUUGUGUAAAUUAUUGAUGAAAAUAAUUUACUGUGACUUUAUUAGCAGCUGAUUUUUGGAAGUGGAUGCAAUUUUUCUUUUUGGGGGGGGUUGUAGGGAAGGGUUAUACAAUUGUCUCUUUUAUAAGUUUGGCAAAUGGAACAUGCAUAAAUGAUGUGUUGUGCCUUAAAGACAUAAGACAACCAUGUUUGUGUGUUACAAUGUAAUUCUGGUUAACAACUAUGUAGAUAAACCAAGAGUUGUGAAAAUUUUUGACAUGACCAAAUUUCAAAUUCAAUUGAAGAGCAGGACUGCAUCAAAAGCAGCUAAAUAUGUUGCAGUUAAAAAAAAACUAAAUAAAGAAAAGUUUGUGGUUUUUA